Molecule: messenger RNA, 1965 nt
Organism: Plodia interpunctella (Indianmeal moth)
Lineage: Eukaryota; Metazoa; Arthropoda; Insecta; Lepidoptera; Pyralidae
Exons: 5
Coding region: 2-700 (232 amino acids)
Source: RefSeq, a predicted model, not a curated record
GAUGUUAGGCACCGCUGUAGGAGAAGCCAGUACUGUUCUUGACACGAUGAUAGCUACACGCACGCUUGUUGUUCUCCUGGUUGUCGGUGUUGCGUUAGCGUCGCCGCACGUGCGCAGGCGGCGGCAACUGCCUGACGAUAAUACUCUUCAGCCGAUUGAGGAUGCUGAGGGGGACGAGCAGACCAGGGAGAAGAGGAAACUGGAGGGGGUCACUCAGGCCAAGUUGGGAAUCAAGAACGCUGUCCUAGGCUUUGUCUUUGGUAAAAUCAACCAACUCAUCGACGCAAAGACGAGAUUCGUGGACACCCUGGACAAGAAGAAUAUUGAAAUCAACAAGCAGUACGGAAUCGAGCCCCCGCAAAACGGUCUAUCGUCCAUUGGUGGCGUGGUCACCCAGUUCCUCCAGCCGAAGCUACAGUUCAUUGGCCCCAAAGUCCAGGCCGUGUCAUCCUUAUUUGGGGGGUCUUCAGGAAGCGGGAGCUCUGGCGGACAAGAGUGGCACUACAUCGCGCCGCCAAGCUCGGGACGCGAACUCCGAAACCCCGACGAAGUUAUCGUUGAUUGGUCCGACGGCCACGGACACGGACCGUCCGACCAGACAGGCGGACGACAUCCCAGUGUUCGACAGGAACAAAGUCAGCCUGGACUUCCCCGGGAAUUUGUUUGGGCCGUCCGUGUCCCUACUCAUCAAGACUACUAAGAUCAUUGGCGAUGUUAUACAGAACUCCGCAGUCCGCUACCAGUCGUUCCUGAGGCUGUUCCAGCCGCUGUUCCGAGGCCCCUUCGAGAUCAAGGGUCUGGAUCCGCCCACCACAACCACAACCAAGGCACCGAAAACAUCAGAUAACGAAGUGCGACGUCGAUAAAUAGUUUUAAAACAGCCUGUUUCAAUUUCAAUGUAGCAAUUAGAGAAUAGCUAUGACUGCAAUUUUUCAAUAUGUACCUACCUUGUCAGUCCUUACAAAAGUUUACAGAAAACUAUACUGAGGCCCGAUUCUAACGCAAUCUAAGUUCAAUGUUUUUUUUUCCAAAUUAAAAACAAUAAAAUAAAUACAGGUUUUAAACAAAUCCACAAUGGAAGAAGUACGAAAAAUGAUACGUUGUUGGAUUGGGAACUGGGAACGCAGAAACUGUGUCUUUAGAAAUUUGAUGAAAUUAACUUUAGUUGCAUGAUUCAAUUGUUUAAUGCUUUAUAUUUUUACUCGAUACGGUAAUUUUGAUUGUUGCAUUGUUAAUAAAUCCUUACUGUUUCUAUGGUUGGAUGAAAUAGGCUAUAAUAACAUUUAAAGAAAAAAUAUAAUCCCCCACCUUAUUUACCUAUACUCAAUUUUUAAAGCAUAUACUCGUAUAUUCUCUUUGAAUAGACAAAUUUGCAGUCAACAUGUAUCAAUAAAUUCAACAGGUGUAGUAAAUAAGAGCAAUAAAAAAAUUACAGUUACAAUCUUAUUAAUAUAUUGCGUAGUAAAUUUUGAUUGGUAAGAAAUAAAAAUAUCUAUUCUUCGAUAAAUUUUGUAUACAUGAAGCAAUUUAUUAUAAUAAAGUAAUAUAACAGCAAAGUGCCAAAAAAAUCAUUUAGGUUGGUUUUAACAUUUAGUAUCGUUACAUUUAACAUUUAGGAUCUUUUUAAAAUUUGGGAUAUAAAAAGAUGUUAAAAUUUUUUCACGACCACGAAAUUGUUAUGGCGCACUUUUUUCACACACGUUAAUGGUAUAAAAGAGGCUCUAGAGGCUCCAUCUUAGGGGUUAAUAAGUGAUUAAAUAAAUAUGGAAAUGGGUUUAAAUAUCCUAUUUUAAGUCAUUAAUAGUGUAAUAAUGAAAUGGUAGUUACCAGAUGACCAAAUUAGUAGGUAUGUGACUAGAUGUGUCAAUAAAUAUACUUAAUUAUUUUAUUGUAAUUAAUAUUUUGAGUCAAGGAACAUUUUUCAAAUGGUAGAGGCUGAAUAAAACUUUGUUAUUUAAUUAGAAA